Molecule: messenger RNA, 1857 nt
Organism: Pan troglodytes (chimpanzee)
Lineage: Eukaryota; Metazoa; Chordata; Mammalia; Primates; Hominidae
Gene: KRTDAP
Product: keratinocyte differentiation associated protein
Exons: 6
Coding region: 1456-1755 (99 amino acids)
Biological process (GO): epidermis development
Cellular component (GO): extracellular region
Source: RefSeq, a predicted model, not a curated record
AAUGACAUGGAGUGGGCACUCCAAGUUCAGGGUACCUGGAUCCCAUCUCCAACUGGGCACCCUAAGAGCUGUUUUUUGUUUCCCUGUUCCUUGCCAUCUUAGCUCAAGACAGUCAUUUCUCUGAAGACCCAAGAGUAAAAGAUGGGCAGUUGGAAAAUGGAAGGGUUCAGCCCCACGAAAGGAAAAUGUACACUGUGGCAGAAUGAUGCCUGAAUACUAAGUCUAACAUAUCAUAUCUGACCAAUGCUGACUCCACCUGGGUUCUGUGUGAGCCAUGGUUCUAGGGGGAUGUAAAGCUGAUCAAGAUACAGCUCCUGACCUCAAGGAACUUGAUGUUCUAAAAGGGAAACAAGGCGAGAACAUGACUUACUUAGAUACAAUGCCAGAGACAUACAAACGAAUGAAUAUGGGAAUUCUGUGAAAGGAAAGGUGUGGAGAGAAGGACUGGGCAUUGCAGGAAAAAUCUGGGAAGCUUCAUCCAAGAUGAGUGUUGGGUUCUGAGAACUGGAGAUGAGAGAAGGCCAUGUUAGGAAUAAGGAACAGCAUGGCCGGAUGCUUUGAAGAGGGAAAAAGAAGGAUAUAGUUGGUAAGGGGUCUAAUUUGGCCAGAAUGUGAGGUAUGUACAAAGCUAGUAAAGGAAGAAGUUAUAAAGGUGGGUUGAGUUCAGAGCAUGGACCACCUUCAAUGCCAAGCUAAAGAGUUUACAUAGAUUUUGGUAGGGUGGAAGAAAAGGCCUGAAUGAGCAUGGAGCGCAGGCUCACACCUAUAAUCCCAGCACUUUGGGAGGUCAAGGCAGGCAGACCACUUGAGUCCAGGAGUUUGAGGCCAGCUUGGGCAACAUGGCGAGACAUCUUCAUCUCUACAAGAAAAAAAAAAAAAAAAAAAAAGCUGCAACAUCUCUACAAGAAAAUAAAAAAGUUAGCUAGGUGAGGUGAUGCGUGCCUCUAGUCCCAGCUGCUAGGGAGACUGAGGUGGGAGGAUUGCUUGAGCCUGGGAGGUCAAGGCUGCAGUGAGCUGUGAUCACACCACUGCACUCCAGUCUGGGCAACGAGUGAGAGCCUGUCAAAAAAAAAAAAAGAAAAAAAAAAGCCUGAAUUCUAAGAGAGGAAUGAGGGAUAUAACGAAAAGAGACAAAGACAAAAGGAGAGGUUGCUUGGGUACCACUGCCAAUCCCUUGGAGGGACAGGUCCAACCUGUCUCUGUCCCAGCCCCAUCUGCAUGAAGAGACCCAUUGCAGUGUUACCUUCCACGUGCCUGGGGCAGAAUGCGAAUUGAGAAAUCCGAGGCAAAUGAGGAACAGUCCAUGCCUCCCCCUCCCAGAGCCCCGGGGGUGGGCGACAGGAUCUGGGGGUGAGUCAGUGGGGUGGGGACCCCAUUUCUGUGCUCAUCUGCCUCCUUGGCAAUAUAAAGAGCAAGCACUGAGGCCCCGCCUCAGAGCACCCCAAACUUGACGCCAUGAAGAUCCCGGUCCUUCCUGCCGUGGUGCUCUUCUCCCUCCUGGUGCUCCACUCUGCCCAGGGAGCCACCCUGGGUGGUCCUGAGGAAGAAAGCACCAUUGAGAAUUAUGCGUCACGACCCGAGGCCUUUAACACCCCGUUCCUGAACAUCGACAAAUUGCGAUCUGCUUUUAAGGCUGAUGAGUUCCUGAACUGGCACGCCCUCUUUGAGUCUAUCAAAAGAAAACUUCCUUUCCUCAACUGGGAUGCCUUUCCUAAGCUGAAAGGACUGAGGAGUGCAACUCCUGAUGCCCAGUGACCAUGACCUCCACUGGAAGAGGGGGCUAGCGUGAGCGCUGAUUCUCAACCUACCAUAACUCUUUCCUGCCUCAGGAACUCCAAUAAAACAUUUUCCAUCCAA